Nerophis ophidion (straightnose pipefish) is the source of this 5151-nucleotide messenger RNA. RefSeq names its product sodium/potassium transporting ATPase interacting 4 (gene nkain4). The transcript has 7 exons. The coding region runs from base 269 to 898 and encodes 209 amino acids. The record is from RefSeq and is a predicted model, not a curated record. NCBI's taxonomy places the organism in Eukaryota, Metazoa, Chordata, Actinopteri, Syngnathiformes, Syngnathidae. Gene Ontology annotation, biological process: regulation of sodium ion transport.
CCCUCUUCCUUCAUCUACCGGCUGAGUCCCGCCGUCUGCCAGCCAGUGGUUGGAAAGCUGAGCAGAGACCGGUCCGGCCGGAGCCGAGAGGAGCUAACAUAUUAUACUUACACCGCUUAGCACGACGCUGUGGCGGUCUGUGGUCCAAGACAACGCCGGAGGGGAAGACAAAGCCAUGAGAGUCCGGUUACUGAACCAAGAUUGAGCGUUAUAGGAGCUCAUCUGAGCGGGUUUUCAGAGCGCUUCUCUGUUUGCCAUUACGGACACAAUGGGCUGCUGCAGCGGGCGGUGCACGCUUAUUUUUAUUUGCACCUUACAGCUGGUGUUGGCUCUCGAGCGACAGGUUUUUGACUUUCUGGGCUACCAGUGGGCUCCUAUCCUCGCCAACUUCUUUCACAUCAUCAUCGUCAUUCUGGGCCUUUUCGGCACUAUUCAGUACAGACCGCGCUACAUUGUGGUGUACACAGUUUGGACGGCUCUGUGGGUGGCCUGGAAUGUCUUCAUCAUCUGCUUUUACCUGGACGUAGGCGGUCUGUCCAAGGACAGUGACCUGCUGACAUUCAACAUCUCAGCCCAUCACACAUGGUGGAGCGAACAUGGGCCCGGCUGUGUGAGGAGAGAGAUGCCACAUACUGAAGGGGUCCACACCACUGAGAGCCAUUCCUACAUCACCGUCAUGGGCUGCCUCAUAGACUACCAGUAUAUUGAGGUCAUGCACAGCGGAAUGCAGAUCCUGAUCGCACUCUUAGGCUUCGUGUACGCCUGCUAUGUGAUCAGCGCCAUCACUGAAGAGGAGGACAGCUUUGAUUUUAUUGGUGGAUUUGACCCAUUGCCACUCUACCAUGUCAAUGAGAAACCAUCCCAUCAUCUGCUAAAGCCAAUGUCUCUGUCUACGUAAAUAGGAGAACAUCCAGGAGGGAAGUGACACACGCUGAUGGAUCUCAUGGAGGAAAAAAUGGCUGUUUUAACCAACUGUUAGUUCCAUGGCACUGGGACAUGCCAGACAUUCUUCCCUCUCCCACUUCAUACUCUUUUCAGUUCUUCAAACAUGCCACUCACUGGGGGGGCUGCAUGGAAAAUACACCUCAGCUUAAUUGUCUUCCUCUUCAUCAUCCUCAUGAAUGUUUUCAAGUAGUUUUUAUUAUUUAUAUUUGUUGCCUUUCCUACCAACACAACUAUAUAGAGCAGUUUAUAAAUACCUUUUAUUUUAUAAUUGCCAGCAAGUCAACAUUCUGAGUUCGUGUCGUAGCGCCAUCGUCAUUCUGCAUGUCAUCGCUGGUUUGGCUCAGAUUUUGGCCUCGGGGCUGAGUUACAAUGAACCUUGUGGAAUGAACCAACCAUUGUGCGCGCUGGCUGUUUACUCUAGGCAGGGGUCUUUGUGCGUACAUGCACGCAGGCAGGGGCAGGAAAAAGGAACCCAAUCUACAAGGACAUCCAUCAGAAAGAGACAAUGUAAAUAACGCAAUGAGGGCAUGGAGGAAAAAAAGUUAUGGCAUGCGAGUUUUCAAAGUUUUUUUUUUUUUCCUGGAGUCUUGCGUCUGUGAUGAUUUUUCACAAACAGCCAAGUCGUCGUCACUGAAAUGUCAGGUGUUUGUGUUGGACGCGGUGCGUAGGAUUGUCAUGCAUCCGUGGCAUAUUGUUAACAGUCAAGAAACAAGAAAUGUUGCAUAACAUGAUGUAAGAUUAACCAUCUCCAAGUGCUGUCUCCCGACGCCUUUUUAUUGUCAAUGGCUAUAGUCGCUGGUGUUGGAUUUGUAGCCUGGUGUGCAAUAAGAGGGAGAAAAGUGCUUUUGAUUCUUCGGGCCCAUGACUGACACACGGGCCCUAAAAAGUUGUCAAUUAUCAGUCCAUUAGGCACACCUCCUUGUCAGUGUAAUAUUUCAACUGAGCAGUCAAAUGUCAUAUUUAUGUCUCUGACUUCAUUCAUGGACACUCAAUGGUUGUCAUGCCUCCCUGGAAAAAUGCACUUUUUGUUGGUCAUAUAGGGGGGGGAAAGGUCAUUUUUAGGGGGUGACAAAUCCACUGUUGCCUUACCGCCCUCUAGUGUUUACUGAGUGCAAGUGCAAGAGCAGAAGUAUUAUCUUUUUUGUGUCGACUCAAAAUCCGAUGCAAUAAGAGAAGAGAUGUCUUUUUAUUCAGCACUUUGACGUUUUUUAUGUUACAUUUAUUUGUCAUAAUUUUUUUUUUUUUUUUUUUUUUACUGAAUCUAAAGUGCUUAAUUUGGGAUAAGGAUCCAACAAGGUGUGAAAAAAGACCCAUUUUAGUUUUUAUUUUGCAGUGGUCUAUUAAGUAUAUGGCUGGUCAUCAGAUUCCAGUAACAUUGUUACUGGCAGAUGUUCUGAAAAAUGCCAUUUCACAUUGGAUCUUUUCAAAUACAGUUGUCCCUCGUUUAUCGCGGUUUAUUGAUCGCGGACCUUACAAACAAAUAAGAAUCAUUCAUUAUAAAUUGAAUAUUUGUAUAGCAAGAGCAUAACAAAACUUGGAUAUGAUCGUCUAAAUAUGUUUUUCAACAUUUUGAGAGGUUUCUUGACAUGAAAAAAACACUGUAAUCAUUUUUAUACUUAUCAAGUAUACUGAAUUGAUUAACGUGGACCCCGACUUAAAAACGUAUUCGGGUGUUACCAUUUAGUGGUCAAUUGUACGGAAUAUGUACUGAACUGUACAAUCUACCAAUAAAAGUUUCAAUCAAUCAAUGAAAACGAUAGUUUUGCCAAACCAAUCAGUGGCUACGAUACUAAACAGCGCACUGUUUCGGAUUGGUUUACUCUACUGCUGGGGUCCCCAACCAACAGUCCGGGGACUGAUACCGGUCCGUGACACAUUUGCUACCGGGCCGCAGAGAAACAUUAAAUCAUUCAUAAACGACUCCAUUUUCUCCGACUUAACUUUCGCCUGUUCCACUACUAGACACACCAAUAGUUAUUUACAGAUGUACAAUGAAACCAAGUGUUGCCAGUUAUUAUAUUUGUUAGAAUUUUGUGAUACAAUUCACAUUAAUGAACGUAUAAAAUAUAAAUGUGACAGAUUCUCGCCAAAGGCUGAUUUCCAUCUGCAGCUCAUUGCAAGGAAUCAAGCCCAAGGCUUCCACUAAUUCAGCCUUAUAGUGAGUUGUAGUUUUCAUGCACUUACUUUUGCUGUAUUUAUCUGCCACAUGUGGAAAGCCGGUCCGUGAAAUAUAAUGCCUACAUUAAACUGGUCCGUGGUGCAAAAAAGGUUGGGGACCACUGCUCUAGUGGCCAAAACUAGUAUGGUAUGGAUAUUUUUGUUUUGUUUGUUUUUUGCCAUUGUGCAUGCUUGAAAAUGCCUGAUUUAGGCCAUUUUAGAGUAGUAGAAUAUGUUUACUAAAAUGUUUGAAGCGUGAUGUGGCGAGGGACGACUGUACAGUGAACUCCAUUGGAAGGGACAGGUCACACCUAUUGUGCACACUUGGCAAACUGGUGUGUGUGUUGUGUCAUACUCAGUAUUAAAUACAGGGUAACACUUUAGUUUGGGGAACAUAGUCACCAUUAAUUAGUUGCUUGUUAAAGUAACAAAGACUUAAAGGCCUACUUGGGGAACAUAGUCACCAUUAAUUAGUUGCUUGUUAAAGUAACAAAGACUUAAAGGCCUACUGAAACCCACUACUACCCACCACACAGUCUGAUAGUUUAUAUAUCAAUGAUGAAUUAUUAACAUUGCAACACAUGCCAAUACGGCCUUUUUAGUUUAAUAAAUUGCAAUUUUAAAAUUCCCGCGAAGUAUCGUGUUGAAAACGUCGUGGAAUGCUGACGUGUAUGCGUGACGUCACGGACUGUUAGGAAAUAUGAGCGCUGCGCACACACACAGCUAAAAGUUGUCUGCUUUAACUGCAUAAUUACACAGUAUAUGUGUUGUUGAAUGUUUUGCAAUUUGUUCAGUUAAUAAUGGAGAAGUCAAAGUAGAAAGAUGGAGUUGGGAAGCUUUAGCCUUUAGCCACACAAACACACUUUGUUUAAAAUUCCCGGAGGUGAAACUUUACUAUGGAUCAGAGCGGUCAAGUGAACAUGGAUCCCGACCACAUGUCAACUAGCAGUUUUCGGUGAGAAAAUUGUGGUAAAAAGUCGCCACUUACCGGAGAUCAGCUGAGCUUGUGCCGUUUGUACAGCUGCUGUCGACUUCCAUCAGACACUGGCCUCAAGACACCCUUGGAUAAGACCCUUCCGACUAUCAGGUACUAUUAAACUCACUAAAACACUAGCAACACAAUAGAAAGAUAAGGUAUUUCACAAAAUUAUCCUAGUAAAUGUGUCUAAAAACAUCUGAAUCCAUCCCAAUGCAAUCGCGUUUUUUUUUUGCUAGUUCGUCGCUAUCAAUAUCCUCAAACAUGAAUCUUUCAUCCUCGCUCAAAUUAAUGAGGAAAUUGUCGUUUUCUCGGUCCGAAUAGCUCUUUUUGUUGGAGGCUCCCAUUAAAAACAAUGUGAGGAGCCAUCAACGGGUGACAUCAUCGUCUGUGACUUCCGGUAAAGGCAGGGCAUUUCUGUUAGCGACCAAAAGUUGCAAACUUUAUCGUGGAUGUUCUCUACUAAAUCCUUUCAGCAAAAAUAGGGCAAUAUCGCAAAAUGAUCAAGUAUGACACAUAGAAUGGACCUGCUAUCCCCGUUUAAAUAAGAACAUCUCAUUUCAGUAUUAGUUAUUUGGACACUAGGGGAACAUACAAGGGUUAGGCUUACGGUUAGGGUUACUAAUAAGUAAAAAUUCUGAGGUUGUUGAGGGAAGACUUAGUUAAUGGCUUACUGUUUGUAUAAUAAAGCCAUGUGGAAUAAGGCAUUAAUAAGUACUUAAUAAUGACUAAUUAAGAGCCAAUAUGUUACUAAUUUGCAUGUUAAUAAGCAACUAAUUAAUAGUGAAUAUGUGUUCUGUAUACUAAAGUGUCACCAAAUACAGUAAAUGGUUUUCCAUCUUGUUCUAAUGGAGCGUACCAAAUUGUGACUGGAAUUGCAGUAGUUUAAAACUGUCCUGUGUGCCAGUGGCCACUGAAAACCAUGGCACAUCUAUGUAGAUAUUUCUCUCGCUUUGUAUAAAAAGUGUUUUCUAUUUUCACCUCCAUUUUGUGCCCAGUGUUCCUUAUACCUAAUGUGAUCUGACUGUAUUCCUUCUCCAGAGCUGUGCUUAAUAAACCAUAGUUCUCUUUCA